UAUCGCCUGCAGCAGAGAGACAGUGUUUCCAGCGUUUUUAAGCCUUGGAGUAUCUUUGUCCUUUUACAUAAAAGAUGAAAAUGCACGCAACGCCUGAAGUCUUUUUUGUCAGCUAUCUGUCUAGCAUGGUCCAGAACGCUUGUGCGAGGACAGAAUAGUAAAAGGACAGUUACACAGCGGGCUAGAACCAGAACCACUGUCGACCACACACUGCGACCACGACAAGAACAUCAUGGACCAACAAAGGCAAGCAGACCGAACUGGAGAUUAUGAGGUCAUGUCACAAGUUGCAGGGUCCAAGUCAUCUGGAAGAUCAAGUAGGUCCUCAGCCAGUGCAGCAGCUACCAAGGCAAAAGCUAAGGCAGAGGCGGCCCUGGUAGAAGCCAAGUAUGCAGCUCAAGAAGCGGAGAUGAUGAAAGAAAAAGCCCGCAUUGAAGCUGAAAAUCAAAAAACGUUAGCUGAAGCAGAACAGCGCAAAGCGGAGUUGGAAGCGAAUCUGUAUGUCCUAAAAGUAAACAGGAGCGCUAAAGCAGCCUCAGCAGAAGCAGCAGUCUAUGAAGCCGCAGCAGCAAUAGAGCCAGACACACUGGAAGGAAUAUCCCAAAUAUAUCCUGAGGAUCACACUCAACGCACAAAUGAGUAUGUGCAGGCCCACUACGUGACACCAAACGCUCAGCAGCAAGCUCCGGUCUCACAGGAAUCACCUGCCUUGCCUAUGAGUGCAGAACGAGCACACCCCGACCCAAUUCAGUGGUAUCCAGUUCAUGAUCAGGAGCCCCGUUUAUCUAAGCUCUGCAUUAAAGAUGAGGGAAUGCCUGGUGCACAAAACAGAGGCUACUCACCUUGGGUUCCUGCUCCAAUGUCUCACUCAUCCAGUCUUAGAGAUUACGCGUGUGAACCAGCACAAAUAACGGAUCUCACCAAAUAUCUUGUAAGAAGAGAGAUGGUAAGCUCAGGGCUACUGAAAUUUGACGACCGUCCAGAAAACUACUGGGCCUGGAAAACGUCCUUCCAAGACAUUACUGGAGAGCUCAACUUAACAGCACGAGAGGAACUUGACCUACUGAUAAAGUGGCUCGGUCCAAACUCAUCUCCACAAGCCAUGCGAAUCAGGUCAGUCCAUGUCCACAAUCCAACAUCAGGUGUCGCUAUGGUGUGGCAAAGGCUAGAUGAUACAUAUGGCUCCCCUGAGAUCAUAGAGAAUGCACUUCUGCUAAAGCUAGAGACUUUUCCAAAAAUAUCUAACAAAGACAACCAGUGUCUUAGGGAACUGGGGGAUAUUUUAAUGGAGGUUCAGGCAGCUAAGUCAGGUGGAAAAUUACCAGGUUUAGCCUACCUUGACACAGCUAGGGGGGUUAACCCAAUUGUGGAAAAGCUUCCCUAUGGCUUACAAGAACGCUGGAUUACACAGGGCUCUAAGUACAAGGAAGAACAUAAUGUUCCCUUUCCACCCUUCAGCUACUUUGUAAGUUUCAUAUGCAGUCAAGCAAAAACCCGUAAUGAUCCAAGUUUUGUGUUCUCUACAUGCAGUACUAACACCCAUGUAAAGCCAGAGAAACCGCUAAGACACAACAAUUACAAAACAGUGUCAGUGAGAAAAACUGAAGUUGCAGUUGCACCUGCGCUCCACAAUAGUGCAUCAGUAAAGAAAAUAGAGGAGCCGGCAGAGCGGUGUCCUAUUCACAGUAAGCCGCACCCCUUGGCAAAAUGUCGAGGGUUUAGAGUCAAACACUUAGAUGAUAGAAAAGCUUAUCUAAGAGAAAACUCUAUCUGUUAUCGUUGUUGUGCAUCCACUAAGCACUUGGCCAAAGACUGUAAAGUUGCCGUGAAGUGCAAAGAGUGCAAUAGCGACAAGCACCUUACUGCUUUACAUCCUGGCCCAGCUCCUUGGGUUACAGAGGUUGAAACGACACGGAAAGAGCAUGGCGGGGAGCAAGAAAAUAGCCCGUCUCCGGAAGUUAUUUCAAAAUGUACAGAAAUCUGUGACACAUCUCAUGGACUCAGGUCAUGUUCAAAAAUCUCCUUAGUGAGCGUGUACCCUGUUAAUGAGCCCAACAAAGUCCAAAAAAUGUAUGUGGUCUUAGAUGACCAAAGCAACCGAUCUCUUGCGAAGACAGCCUUCUUUGAUCUGUUUGGCAUUAGUGCAGUCUCCUCCACUUACACUCUAAGGACUUGUGCAGGAAUAAAGGAGGCAACAGGGAGGAAAGCUCACAAUUUUGUUGUCUCGUCUCUAGAUGGAAAGACUCAUGUACCACUCCCACCUCUUUUAGAAUGCAAUACUAUGCCAGAUGAUCGCUCAGAAAUUCCUACGCCUGACAUUGUGCAACAUUUCCCUCACCUAGCUCCUGUUGCAGGUGAAAUACCACCGAUUGAGCCAGAAACGCCCAUCCUUCUCUUAUUGGGGAGAGAUGUCCUGAGAGUGCACAAAGUACGCGAACAGUACAAUGGUCCACACAACACACCAUAUGCCCAGCGGCUAGAUUUGGGCUGGGUCAUUGUAGGCGAGGUGUGCCUUGGAGGGGUGCACAAACGAACAAAGGUGAACGUCUACAAAACAAAUGUGCUAAACAAUGGGCGCACUUCCUUUCUUGAGCCUUGUCUUAGUACAAUACACGUGAAAGAGAAGUUUAGUGCUCCCAUCCAGCAAACUACAGACCACGCAUCUGACAUCAUACAAACAGCUCCACUCAAACUGACAGACAACCUGGGACUUAAUGUUUUCCAAAGAAAUCCUGAUGAUGACAAAACAGCCUUGUCUAUUGAGGACAAGAUUUUUCUUGAAAUUAUGGACAGAGAAGUUUAUAUGGAUGAUGACAAUCACUGGGUGGCGCCGCUACCAUUCCGUACGCCACGUCCUCUACUUCCCAACAACAGAGAACAGGCCUUAAAGCGACUCACUGUUCUGUUACGGACACUAGAGAAAAGAAAAGACAUGAAAGAGCAAUUCAUUGAAUUCAUGCAGAAAAUCUUUGAUAAUGACCAGGCAGAAGAGGCACCACCACUCGAACCAGGGGAAGAAUGCUGGUACCUACCAACAUUCGGAGUGUACCACCCCCAGAAACCAGGCAAAAUACGAGUUGUUUUUGACUCAAGCGCCUCAUGCAAAGGUAUUUCCCUAAAUGACAUUCUACUUAGGGGGCCUGACUUGAACAACACGCUGCUCGGGGUUCUAUUGCGCUUUCGGCAGGAACAAGUUGCGGUCACUGUAGAUGUGGAGCAGAUGUUUUACUGCUUCAGAGUCAAGCAAAGUCACAGAAAUUAUCUCCGGUUUCUGUGGUUCCAAGAUAAUGACCUUAGCAAAGAAAUCAUGGAGUUUCGCAUGAAGGUGCCAGUUUUUGGGAACAGUCCUUCCCCGGCUAUUGCAAUCUAUGGCCUAAGACGAGCAGCUGAACUUGGGGAAGAAGAGUAUGGCUUCGACACAAAGCAGUUCAUCUUGCGCAAUUUCUAUGUGGAUGAUGGACUGGCCUCUGUGUGCAGUGAAAGCGAAGCCAUUGAGCUCUUAACACGAGCAAGAAGCAUGAUGGCAGAGUCAAAUAUAAGGCUUCACAAAAUAGCCUCGAACGUCAGUCAUGUGAUGAAUGCAUUUCCCCCAGAAGAAAGAGCAGCGGAUCUCAAAGAUUUGGAUUUGGAUGUUGACCCUCUACCUCUUCAGCGAAGCCUCGGAGUUGGCUGGAACCUGGAAAAUGACUGUUUCACCUUUCGAGUUGCUAAAGACAACAAACCCUUUACCCGCAGAGGAAUACUUUCUGUUGUCAACAGCCUCUACGAUCCCCUUGGAUUUGCUUCUCCAGUUACAAUCCAGGGAAAGGCAUUGUACAGAGAGUUAACGGUUGGACAGCAAGAUUGGGAUGAGCCUUUACCAGUGGACCGGGAGGCAGAGUGGUUAAGGUGGACUGACUCACUUACCGCUCUCGAGCAUCUCCAGAUCCACAGGCCAUUUGUUCCAGUUUCAUCAUCACAUGCUCAGAGAAGGGAACUAUGCAUCUUCUCAGAUGCUUCGACAACAGCAAUAGCAGCUGCAGCAUACCUCAGGGUCAUUGACACUGGUAGCCAAUGUCAUGUUGGAUUUAUCAUGGGGAAAUCAAAGUUAGCACCCUCAUCUGCGCACACUAUCCCACGCUUGGAAUUAUGUGCAGCGGUAUUAGCAGUGGAGUUGACUCAAGUGAUUAUGGAGGUAAGCGACAUUCAGUUUGAUACAGUGAACUUCUACACGGACAGCCGAGUAGUUCUAGGCUACAUUCAUAAUGUCACCCGGAGAUUCUACGUGUAUGUGGCCAACAGAGUUGCUCAGAUUCGCAGGAUUACCAAACCAGACCAGUGGCAUUAUGUCACUACUGACCAGAACCCUGCAGAUCAUGGGACGAGAGCUGUAUUAGCAGCCCAACUGCAACAGACCACCUGGCUCUCUGGGCCUCGGUUUCUCACACUAUCUGAGACCGAGUCAAGAGAUCCAGCGCAGAGCGAAGAGACCUUUGACCUUGUGGAACCCUCAACGGAUGUUGAAAUUCGUCCACAAGUGGUUUCCAUAGCAACGAAAAUAGAGGAAAAGGAGCUUGGAUCUCACAGAUUUGCACGUUUCUCAAGCUGGAAGUCUCUGGUAAGAGCAAUCAAAUCCCUCAUUCAUGUUGCAAAGUCGUUCUCUAAAGCUUUGAGCGCCUGUAAAGGUUGGCACAGUUGCAAUCUUGCAAGUACUACAGAAAUCUUACAAGCAAAAACAGCAAUCAUUCAGUGCGUUCAAACUGAGACUUACAAGGAGGAGAUUGAAAGCCUUAAAAAAGGAAAAGACAUCUCGCGCAGUCCUCUUGGAAAACUCGACCCCUUUGUUGAUGGUGGCUUGUUAAGGGUUGGAGGACGCUUACGGGCAGCAGAUCUUUUAGAUGCGGAGAAACACCCCCUGAUAAUUCCAGGUAAUCAUCAUGUAGCCAUUCUCUUAGUUAGACAUUACCACAACCAAGUAGCUCACCAAGGUAGGCAGUUCACUGAAGGUGCUCUGCGCUCAGCAGGACUAUGGAUUGUUGGUGGCAAGAGACUCAUUUCCAGCACACUCCACAAAUGUGUCACAUGUAGGAGACUUAGAGGUCGCUUAGAAGUGCAGAAAAUGGCCAGCUUGCCCUCCAGCAGGCUUGCGGUUGACCCGCCUUUCACUCAUGUAGGCCUGGAUGUUUUUGGGCCUUGGAAUGUCAAGUUCCACCGCACAAGGGCAAAUAACGUUGACUGUAAAAGGUGGGCUGUAAUGUUUACCUGUCUGAGCACCAGGGCCGUCCAUAUAGAGGUCAUAGAGGCAAUGUCGACUUCGAGUUUUAUAAAUGCCUUACGUCGUUUCCUGUCGAUCAGAGGACCUGUCAAACACUUACGGUCAGACCAAGGGACAAACUUCAUUGGCGCCUGUAAAGAGUUGCAAAUCGACAUUCAAGACCCGGAGAUCAAAGGCUAUCUAAGGGACCAAAGCUGCACCUGGACAUUCAACGCCCCACAUUCAUCUCACAUGGGAGGAGUGUGGGAGAGGAUGAUCGGGCUCGUUCGACGCAUCCUUGAUGGCUUGUUACUGCAAACCUCAACCACCCGCCUCACACAUGAGGUUCUGGUCACGCUUAUGGCAGAGGUUAUGGCCAUAAUGAAUGCCAGACCCUUAGUUCCUGUUUCAAACGAUCCUGAAGCACCUGAAGUUCUCUCUCCUGCAAUGCUUCUAACGCAGAAGGCUGGUACUAUUCCAACACCACCUGGAGACUUUGAACUCAAGGACCUUUACAAAGCCCAGUGGCGGCAAGUGCAAGGUCUCGUGGGAUGCUUUUGGAAAAGAUGGAGGCAAGAGUAUCUUGCUACACUGCAGACAAGACGAAAGUGGAAGGGAGAGAAGCAAAAUGUCAAACAAGGUGAUGUUGUUCUAUUGAAAGACAAUCAAGUAAAACGCAAUGAGUGGCCAAUUGGUAUUGUAGUCAAGGCCAUUCCCAGUGAGGACAACAGAGUGAGAAAAGUUGAGGUUAGCAUCGUAAAACAAGGCACUGUUAAAACAUAUCUUAGGCCUGUUACUGAUGUGAUAGUACUUUUGUCUGAAACAAAUGUUUAAAUAAGAGUGGUAUAUUUAUUAAUAUA
Messenger RNA from Pygocentrus nattereri (red-bellied piranha), 6093 nucleotides. RefSeq lists its product as uncharacterized. Bases 233 to 6067 code for a protein of 1944 amino acids. Gene Ontology annotation, biological process: DNA integration. The record is from RefSeq and is a predicted model, not a curated record. Gene Ontology annotation, molecular function: nucleic acid binding. Lineage: Eukaryota; Metazoa; Chordata; Actinopteri; Characiformes; Serrasalmidae. The transcript has 2 exons.